CGCUGGGCAAGUGCACCAGCGGGGGUAUCCUCAAGAAGCUCAUUCCUGUGUCUUGUGUCUGUAACCGUUGUUGCUGUUGUUGAUUUUGUUGCAGUUGGGAAUGAUGACGAUGAUGAUGGGGCUGAAGGGUUUGUGCUGGCGCACGGCUGGUGCUGUUGCUGCCAGUGGUGCCAUUGUGAUUGGGAGAGGAGUGCGGCGUGGACGGCCAGCCGUUACCGCGGCGCGGGGCAUGGCAACACAGCCGCAGGUGUUCGACCGCAGCACCAAGCGCAAGCAACGCAACCGCGCGAUGCGAGCGGAGGACUUCCAACAGUACGAGAUGCUCAAGGACGAGGUGGCAUGGCGCGUGUUUGACCGUCUUAACGAUAUCGACCGCACCUUCCCGCUUGGCCUUGACCUUGGUUGUGGAAGGGGAUACCUUGGCAAGCACAUCGACGACGAGCUUGUGGAGCGGCUCGUCCAAUGCGAACUCUCAGAAGGCAUGCUGGCCAACUUCUCGCCUGGUGCACGCGACCUAGACCGCCGCGUGCAGGCCGAUGAGGAGUACCUUCCGUUCCCGCCAAACACAUUCGACCUUGUCGUCAGCAGCCUCGCCAUGCACUGGGUCAACGACCUCCCAGGCACCCUCAAACAGGUGCACGAGGUGUUGAAGCCUGAUGCGCCGUUUGUGUGCGCCAUGUUUGGCGGCGACACCCUGUAUGAACUCCGCUGCUCGCUCCAACUCGCAGAGCAGGAGAGAUCUGGGGGUCUGUCGCAGCGGGUGUCGCCGUUUACACAGAUGCAGGACAUCGGAGCGCUGAUGCAACGUGCAAAGUUCACCCUCCUCACCGUCGAUGUUGACGAGGUUGUGAUCCGUUUCCCGUCGCUGGUGCACCUGAUGGAGGACCUGCGGGGAAUGGGGGAGAGCAACGCCAACCUCCACCGCAAACUCCACCUUGGACGUGACACCAUCACUGCAGCCGCUGCCAUCUACCAGGAGAUGUAUGGCAAUGACGACGGUACCAUUCCCGCCACAUUCCAGAUCAUGCACAUGGUCGGAUGGAAACCAGACGGCUCCCAGCCCAAGCCCGCGGCGCGGGGGAGUGCAACAGCCUCGUUCAAGGACAUAUCCGCAGCUGUCGGCAAUGGCAGCGGUGACAGUGAUGGUGCCGGUGGCGAUGGACAGGGCAAGUAA
Salpingoeca rosetta is the source of this 1174-nucleotide messenger RNA. RefSeq lists its product as uncharacterized. The transcript is spliced from 8 exons. Gene Ontology annotation, molecular function: S-adenosylmethionine-dependent methyltransferase activity. The record is from RefSeq and is a predicted model, not a curated record. Bases 101 to 1174 code for a protein of 357 amino acids. NCBI's taxonomy places the organism in Eukaryota, Choanoflagellata, Craspedida, Salpingoecidae. Gene Ontology annotation, cellular component: mitochondrion. Gene Ontology annotation, biological process: mitochondrial respiratory chain complex I assembly.